Molecule: messenger RNA, 2562 nt
Organism: Scleropages formosus (Asian bonytongue)
Lineage: Eukaryota; Metazoa; Chordata; Actinopteri; Osteoglossiformes; Osteoglossidae
Gene: cysltr1
Product: cysteinyl leukotriene receptor 1
Exons: 3
Coding region: 194-1267 (357 amino acids)
Biological process (GO): G protein-coupled receptor signaling pathway
Cellular component (GO): plasma membrane
Molecular function (GO): leukotriene receptor activity
Source: RefSeq, a predicted model, not a curated record
GAGCGGUCCGAGAAGGAGUCCGCGUCGCGCGCUCCUCUAACCCUUUCACGCUCACGCACACCGCGCGCGCCCCUGUCACACCUCAGCUGCUGUGACUUCAAACGCACCGCAGUCAAGGAGCAGUAACAGCUGGACACAGACGCAUCAAGUGUGUCAUUGAUCAGAGGUGUCAGAGGACAGCCCAUUUAUAGUCAUGGACCCUACAAACAGCACUUUCCGCCAUGGAAACAUCACCCCAUUGGGGUGUGAUUCAAUUGAUGACUUUCGAAACAAAGUUUACUCAACGGUUUACUCCAUUAUUACUGUGUUUGGCCUCGUGGGCAAUGGUUUUGCCCUGUUCGUACUAAUGCGGACCCCCAACCAGCGAUCUGCCUUCCACAUCUACAUGCUGAAUCUGGCUGUGUCGGACCUGCUGUGUGUCAGCACGCUGCCCCUGAGAGUUCUCUACUACGUCAACAAAGGUCAGUGGAACCUUGGAGACUUCCUGUGCCGCAUCAGCUCCUACGCGCUCUACGUCAACCUCUACUGCAGCGUCUUCUUCAUGAUGGCCAUGAGUUGCACCCGAUUCCUGGCCAUCGUCUUCCCAGUGCAGAACCUCAAGCUGGUCAAUGAGCGCAAAGCCCGCUUUGUAUGCGUGGCUGUUUGGAUCUUCAUCUGUGCCACCAGCUCACCCUUCCUCAUGUCCGGCACCCACAUUGACCCACUCACCAACAAGACAAAGUGUUUUGAGCCACCUGAGCGGGAGGGGAGUUUGAAGAAGCUUGUAAUGCUCAACUACUUCUCCUUGGUAGUGGGAUUCAUCAUCCCCUUCUUGGUCAUCCUGGUUUGCUACGCGGGGAUCAUUCACACCCUAAUGACAGGUUCCAGCAGCAUGAAGAAGCAGAAGCAGACACGCACCAAGGCCAUCCGCAUGAUCAUCAUUGUCAUGCUUGCCUUUCUGGUCAGUUUCAUGCCCUACCACAUCCAGCGCACCGUGCAUCUGCAGAUCAUGAACCGCAAGGAGAAGAACUGUGAGGUGGAGAUCUUCAUGCAGAAGUCUGUGGUGGUCACACUCUGCUUGGCUGCUGCCAACUCCUGCUUCGACCCCAUGCUCUACUUCUUUUCUGGAGAGAAUUUCCGCCGUCGCUUUUCCACCUUCCGCAAGACCUCGGUUGGCAGCAUCUCGCAGCGACGCCAAAGGAUGGGCUGCGGGGCUGACGGUUUUGAGGAAGAGGAGGAUAAGCUGCAGGACUGCAAUGGUCCAACCAGGAGCCAGGCUCAGGAGUGAUCUGCAAGGAGACCUGAGUUCUAUGUUUUCUGCCAGGAGGAAUUGGCCAGGUUGCUUUGUUUUUCUAAGAAUAUAACAAAAGGUGCUUCAGGUUCUCAGAAAAUUGAGCUAGACAUGUCAGUGACAUGGAGAGACAGGUUUUAAGACAGACGAAAAGAAAGGAAACAGAAGAGGUAAAAACGAUACCAGACAAAGUAAACGGUUCAGGUUCUCAGUUCAAAAGGCACUGUGUGUUUAAGUAACAAAGAGUACAAUGCACUUCAUCACGUCAACAUAUCAAAUCUGUAAUAUUUAACACAUAUAAAACUUGACAAGGCCGUAUAAUUAUAUGUCCAGUGCUUGCUUGUGCGUUUGAUCGGCUCCUCUUUAACUCCAUUUUACCCUGUGUGCACUUAAAUAGUAAGCAGCUUCUGACAAAAGCAAGUGCUGAGUGAAUAAAUGUAAUUGCAUCACUGCUGAGAAGGGCUGUACAUAAAAAAACCUCAAAUGAACGGAAUUCAGAGUUGUUGGAGGAACAACAGAUGUAGCUCUAACUGUAUUUCCAAGACAGAACAUUUGGUUGAUACUCAUAAUGAGAGUUUUAGGGAGCAGGUACAGUUCAGGUAUCCCAGGUAGCAGUGUGCUUGGAUUGCUUUAUGGUACAUUUGUGCUGUGGUGGGAAUUUUUCAUAUUUUAUGGACAACUUGUGUCCUACACUUGAGGGAUAUAAUUUCUAAGUGUUAAAUAAAUAUUUGUAUUCCAUUACAGCACGGACAGUGUGUUUUCUAUUCGGCUGCCAAAUAAAAUGUAAGCAUGUGAACAUUAGCACCCACCUGUGUAAAUGAAUUGAGCCUUUCUGUGUUAUGCAGUGUACACAGUGGCAUAUCUUGUACAAUGUUUGUGUGCUGCUGUCAAAUAUAAUGGUAUAGUGGAGAAGUGUAACAGAUAAUCAAUUCCUGUAUUUAAAGUAUCCAUGAAUACGCUUGCAUUUCAAGUUGCUCCAGUGCAUUAACUCUGUAAAUACUAUUACAGUGACUAAUGAAUCGUUAAGUCAAUAUUUAAGGUUUCAGAUCACAACAGAAAGUGUGUGUUUUCUUAUGUUUCAUUUUUAAUAAAGGUUUUCCUUUUUUGCUGCAUUUGUAUUUCGUUUGAGAAUUUACUGUAAAAAAUAUGUGGCAACUCAAAGGUCUUUAGCAAAGCUAUGAAAUGAAUACAGUUCAUAGCAUGUGUGUUGUCCGAAUCAACACCUUCUAAUGUAAUGUGAUACUAAUGAUUAUGGGUAGGAUGGAAUGUCAUACACUGGUUACCAACAUUAA